Molecule: messenger RNA, 737 nt
Organism: Anarrhichthys ocellatus (wolf-eel)
Lineage: Eukaryota; Metazoa; Chordata; Actinopteri; Perciformes; Anarhichadidae
Gene: apom
Product: apolipoprotein M
Exons: 7
Coding region: 55-627 (190 amino acids)
Biological process (GO): high-density lipoprotein particle assembly; high-density lipoprotein particle clearance; cholesterol efflux
Cellular component (GO): low-density lipoprotein particle; high-density lipoprotein particle; very-low-density lipoprotein particle
Molecular function (GO): lipid carrier activity; phospholipid binding
Source: RefSeq, a predicted model, not a curated record
CAGACAUUCUCAUCAGGUUCACUGUAUUCAAGUAUUUGCUCUGAGGUUUCAGUUAUGUUGGAUAAAGCGUUGUCAUAUUUUCUCUAUUUAUAUGGUUUGUUGUAUCAGGUCUUUGCUCCUUGUUUAGUUCCUGAGCUGUUGUCUGCCAACACUGUCGACCACCAGCAGUAUCUGGGGAAAUGGUACUUUAAAGCAGCAGUCAGUCGCAGAGAGGCUGACAUUCAGAAGUUCAAAGAACUGGACAACAUGUGGUUCACCAUUGAGGAGCCGGUCAAUGACACACUGCUGCUGACUGGACAUAUGCGCAUAGGAGAUAACUGCAUGAAACAGACCUGGACCUACAAUAUACGUCCUGAGAGGGAUGAUGUGGAACUGGAAGGAAGACCGAAGCGGAGGACCCUGCUCUGGAGCGGCAAGUGGGCCAACUGCCCCGCGUGCAUCAUUUUCCAGGAAGUAGAACCACCUUUAAAUGAGACAGACUCGGAGGACUCCCUCAGCAGAUACCUGCUGUAUGGCCGGCAGAGUGACGUCGACUCUGAGCUGGUGAAAGCAUUACAGAAAAACCUGGCUUGUCAUGGCAUGUCGGCAUGUGUCAGACCACCUCAAGAGAAAGAGUUUUGCACCUAAAUAUUAACAUUGAGGAUGUUGCAGGAACCAUGGAAAUCCUCGAUGACGAUACAAUGAUUCCAUGUUGUCAAUGUGUAACAUUGAAACAAAUAAAGCAAAAAUACAAACAU